AUGAAGAAACCUACUGCCAAUUUGCCAACGAUACCGCUUAGCACAACCUCAUGGAAAAUUCCGAAGAUCCAACUCGCGGAUCCAUAUUUUAACGAACCGGGACUAAUCGACAUCAUCAUCGGUGGUGAAUGCUAUCACGAAAUUCACACUGUGAAGCGCAUACCAAUCGGCAGUGGUCUGCCGCUGCUUAUUGAAACAGUCUUUGGGUGGACAGUUUCUGGAAAGGUACCCAUCAAAUCAACCUAUGCUCCACCCACCUGCUACAUUUCGAAUGUCGAUAGAUCGUUGGAUACCGCUCUCCAACGAUUCUGGGAGCUAGAAUCGGUACAUCAAGUGUUCAAAGAGUCGAGCACUACCACAAAGGUACGCGUGGUGUUCGACGCCUCCUGCAAGACAAGUUCUGGAUUUUCGCUGAAUAAUACACUACUAGUUGGACCAGUAGUUCAACAAGACCUACUCUCGAUUGUGAUACGAUUCCGUUUCCACGCUGUAGCCCUUGUCGCUGACAUCGAAAAGAUGUAUCGACAAAUUGAAGUACACCCAGACGAUCAACCACUACGGCGUAUUCUCUGGCGUGCCAGCCCAUCCGAUCCACUCGAUACUUAUGAACUUUGCACAGUUACGUACGGAACUGCGUCCGCUCCGUUCCUAGCAACUCGCACCCUUCAAUAUUUAGCACAAGUAGAGGGGCACGCCUACCCAGCGGCAGCUGAUGCCGUUAAUAACGAUUUUUACGUUGACGAUCUGUUGACCGGUGCUGAUGAUCCACAAGCUGCUAUAGCUAUCCGUCAGCAAGUAGCAGCAAUGCUUAAGACUGCAGGGUUUGUGAUUAAGAAGUGGGCAUCAAACGUUCCGGAAGUAUUAACUGAUGUACCUGUGACAGAUUUAGCCAUUCAACCCCUACACGAUUUGCAAGAUGACCAAUCUAUUUCAACACUAGGUUUGGUUUGGGAUAUAAAAUGUGAUAUGUUUCGCUUCAACGUCCAGUUACCUCUCCCAGCUGCCGUUCUCACGAAGAGGAAGGUGAUAUCGUAUAUAGCCAAAAUAUUUGACCCAUUAGGCCUUGUGGGUCCCAUCAUAGCUGCCGCCAAGAUGUUCAUGCAGCGGUUGUGGAGAUUGAAAACAGAAGAUAAAAAACCAUACGAUUGGGACAGACCACUCCCACCAAGGUCACAGGAUACUUGGAGGCAAUUUCAUGCAACGCUUCACGUUCUGGAUCAAUUGAGGAUUCCCCGCUUUGUUGCUGUGCCAAUGGCAUCGAAUAUUGAACUUCACAUUUUCUGCGACGCGUCAGAGUCCGCUUAUGGAGCAUGUUGUUUUGUGCGUUCAGAGAACUCCGAAGGUGUUAACGUACAGCUGCUAACCUCAAAGUCUAAAGUGGUGCCCAUCUCUACUAAACACACUAUAGCGAGACUUGAAUUGUGUGCUGCAGAACUUGCAGCGAAGGUAUACCAGAAGGUUACGCAAGCCAUAAAGAUUUCUACUAACACCACGUUCUGGUCAGAUUCAACCACAGUGCUUCAGUGGUUGAGAUCGCCACCAAACCGAUGGAGAACCUUUGUGGCGAAUCGUGUAUCAUUCAUCCAAACGUCUACUGAGGGCACCAAUUGGAGACAUGUGCCAGGUGUAGAAAAUCCUGCCGAUGAACUCUCACGUGGUUUGCAACCCACAGAAAUACUAACACAAACCAGAUGGUGGAAUGGUCCAGUCUGGUUAGCUCUCCCGCCAAGCAGUUGGCCGCAUUCAGUGGUCCCAAAUCAAGAAACUAUUUAUGUCGAAGAAGAAACCCGUACGGUAGCACUGAUAUCAACCACCCUGGUUGAAUCACAAUUUGCUGAUCACCUGUUUGCCAGAUAUUCGUCCUAUACAAAACUUCGACACGUCAUGGGCUACUGUCUCAAGUUUAUUCGUCUAGCUCAAAAGAAAACUCCAAAAGUAUCACCCAAUGCAUCUCGGAUGCUAUCCACAAUAGAUCUUAAAGCAGCAGAUCACGCGCUUGCACGUUUAGCUCAAGCCCAGCUCUACCCAGAUGAGCUUGCUCUGUUGAACUGUUCAACGAGAUGUGAGAAAGACCUCAAGUCAUCGCCACUCAAACGGUUAAAACCGUUCAUGUGUGAAAACGGUCUGAUUCGAGUUGGAGGUCGCCUGUCUAACUCUGAUCUUCCCGAAGGCACGAAGCAUCCAAUUGUCGUCUCCGCAAAUCAUCCGUUGGCAGAAAUAAUCGUAGCUUACUACCAUAAAUUGCUCUUGCAUGCUGGUCCCCAGCUAAUGCUCUCAACUAUUCGUCAAAAAUACUGGAUAAUUGGAGCACGAAACCUAGUCCGCCGUGUUUAUCAUCGAUGUAUCAAAUGUUUUAGGCAAAAACCAAUUUUGAUCCAGCAAGCCACAGCAGACUUGCCGAAAUCCCGAGUGUCACCAUCCCGACCGUUCUCAGUUAGUGGCGUCGAUUAUUGCGGUCCCGUAUAUUUGAAAUCCGCAGUCCGUAGACACGGACCAGUCAAGGCAUACAUUGCUAUCUUUGUCUGCUUCGCAACGAAGGCCGUUCAUAUUGAACUGGUCUCUGACCUGUCAACACCAGCUUUCCUAUCAGCCCUCCGGCGGUUCAUAGCCCGUCGUGGUCGUAUCCGUGAACUACAUUCCGACAAUGGAACCGCAUUUAAAGGGGCAGCCAACCACCUACGUCACGUUUUUGAAAUGCUAAAAUCGAAUGGAACCGAACGAGAUCGAAUUGUCGCCUGGUGUGUCGACAACGAGAUUGAGUGGAAAUUCUCGCCACCUCGAGCCCCUCAUUUCGGAGGGUUGUGGGAGGCCGCAGUAAAAUCUGCCAAGUACCACCUUCUGCGAGAAAUAGGCCACACAAGUAUCAGCCAGGAGGACAUGAUUACUCUGCUAGCACAGAUUGAAAUGUGCUUAAACUCGAGACCUUUAACACCGAUUCCUGGUGAACCCACUGACCUCGAAGUGUUAACACCAGGCCAUUUCCUGGUCGGCUCAAACAUGCAAGCAGUUCCCGAGCCAAGUCUCAUUCACACUUCGGAGUCCCAUUUAAAUCAUUGGCAACGAACGCAGAAAAUCUUCCAGCGCAUUUGGGCACGCUGGUAUCCGGAAUACCUAGCCCAACUACAAUCCCGUGCGACAAAAGGUAGCAAGCGUCCUGUUCCAAUUGAAAGGGGACGCAUAGUCGUUAUCAAAGAUGAUAAUUUACCACCUGCGACAUGGCCCUUAGGCAAAAUCGUCAAACUCCACCCAGGGAAAGACGGCGUGACUCGCGUCGUUACCAUCAAGACAGCGAUGCUGAAGCCAUCGAUGAAUGCUGAAACUACAAAGAUCGGUAGAGUAGUCCGAAACUAUCUCAAUGCGUAUCUGGAAAGCAAUCAGAAGGCUACCCAACCGAAGAUCAACCCUUUCCUGAAUGGAGUCAAACAAACGAUGUUCCAAGGAGGCGAAUGA
Molecule: messenger RNA, 3450 nt
Organism: Wyeomyia smithii (pitcher-plant mosquito)
Lineage: Eukaryota; Metazoa; Arthropoda; Insecta; Diptera; Culicidae
Exons: 3
Coding region: 1-3450 (1149 amino acids)
Biological process (GO): DNA integration
Molecular function (GO): nucleic acid binding
Source: RefSeq, a predicted model, not a curated record